Acanthisitta chloris (rifleman) is the source of this 1217-nucleotide messenger RNA. It is a transcript of the gene DNPEP, whose product is annotated as aspartyl aminopeptidase. The record is from RefSeq and is a predicted model, not a curated record. Lineage: Eukaryota; Metazoa; Chordata; Aves; Passeriformes; Acanthisittidae. The annotation marks the transcript as partial. Gene Ontology annotation, biological process: proteolysis. The transcript has 12 exons. Gene Ontology annotation, molecular function: aminopeptidase activity; zinc ion binding.
GACAGCCCGUGUCUCAGGGUGAAGCGGCGCUCAAAGCGGGGCCAGGUGGGCAUUGUGCAGGUCGGCGUGGAGACCUAUGGAGGUGGCAUCUGGAACACCUGGUUUGACCGCGACCUCACUGUGGCUGGGAGGGUGAUCAUAAAGGACCCGGCCACAGGGCGCCUGGAACAGCGUCUGGUACGUGUGGAGCGGCCCAUCCUCCGCAUUCCCCACCUGGCCAUCCAUCUGCAGCGCAGCAUCAAUGAGAACUUUGGGCCCAACACUGAGCACCACCUGGUUCCCAUUCUGGCCACUGCUGUGCAGGAGGAGCUGGAAAAGGAGGUGCUUAUGGAUUCCACACCUUGCAAUGCUGCGGCCCAGGCAGAGCGGCACAGCCCUGUCCUGCUUUCUCUGAUCUGCCCCCAGCUGGGGGUGAAACCUGAACAGAUUGUGGAGAUGGAACUAUGCCUGGCAGAUACACAGCCAGCGACUCUGGGUGGUGCCUUCGAUGAGUUCAUCUUCUCCCCACGUCUGGACAACCUGCACAGCUGCUACUGUGCCCUUCAGGCCUUGAUCGACUCAUGUGCAGCACCCUCCUCCCUGUCCCAGGAGCCCAAUGUGCGUCUCAUUGCACUCUACGACAAUGAGGAGGUAGGGUCAGAGAGCGCACAGGGCGCGGAGUCUUUGCUAACAGAGCUGGUGCUGCGCCGGAUCUCAGCAUCACCACAGAACCUGACAGCCUUCGAGGAGGCUGUGGCCAAGUCCUACAUGAUCAGCGCUGAUAUGGCCCACGCUGUGCACCCUAACUACGUGGACAAGCAUGAGGAGAAUCAUCGUCCAGCUUUCCACAAGGGCCCCGUCAUCAAAGUGAACAGCAACCAGCGCUACGCCUCCACAGCUGUCACUGAAGCAGUCAUCCGGGACAUUGCCGCCCGCGUGGGCGUCCCUCUGCAGGAGUUCAUGGUGCGUAAUGACACACCCUGUGGCACCACCAUCGGCCCCAUUCUGGCCUCCCGCCUGGGGCUGCGUGUGCUGGACAUCGGCUGCCCACAGCUGGCCAUGCAUUCCAUCCGGGAGAUGUGCUGCACCUCGGGAGUGCUCCAGAGCAUCACCCUCUUCAAGGGCUUCUUUGAGCUCCUGCCAACGGUCAGCAGCAGCCUGGUGGUCGACUAAGUGCAGCAGGGCAGGAGCAGCAGCUCAUACAGUUCUGGGGCCAUUAAAGCAUCUCUGUCUCAGCA